Molecule: messenger RNA, 1913 nt
Organism: Meloidogyne enterolobii
Lineage: Eukaryota; Metazoa; Nematoda; Chromadorea; Rhabditida; Meloidogynidae
Source: the annotation of a GenBank genome assembly
AUGAAAUUGGGGGUAUUACAAUUAGUUGAGGGACUUUCUUAUUUACACAAUAAUGCAAAAAUCCUUCAUGGAAAUUUGACACCUCAGGCUGUCUUCGUUACUUCCUUUCAGCAUUGGAAAAUUGGAGGAUUUGCUUUCUCUGUAGCGCCUAAAAAGCCUGGAAUAUUUCCUUGCUUUCCUUGGACUAAAAAACUUCCAGCCUGUCUUCAACCAGAUUUGGAUUUUCUUGCUCCCGAGUAUUUAAUUCAAAAUGCACAAACAGUAACAUUGGCUGCUGAUGUGUUUUCGCUCGGUGUUCUAAUUUGUUGGAUUUAUUCAAAUGGAAAAAGAAUUAUUGAUGUUAAAAAUAAUUUGGAAAGUUAUCAAAUAGUAAUAGAACAAUUAGAUAUUGGAUUACAAUUAAUUGCUAAUGAACUUGGACCUAAUUUAAAAGCAUCACUUGUCAAAGUUUUAUCUAAAGAAGUAGAGCAACGUCCGGCUAUUCAAAUGCUUGCUUUAAUAAAACACUUUGAUGAACCAUCACUUGGUGCUUUAAGACAAUUAGAUGAUUUGGCACAAGAAUUUGACCCGGCCAAUAAAGCAGCCUUUCUUAGACAUUCUCUAAGUGCAAUUCUCCCGCAAAUCCCAGAAUCUCUUUGGUUUAGAAGAGUGCUUCGUCGUUUUAAUGAACAUUUACAGGGGACAACAGAAUUAAUGCCAGCACUAAUUAGCCCCCUUUGUUAUAUGCUUAAAAAUUGUGAAAGUCACAAUAUACACAGAUUGAGGCCCUGGUUUAGACAAAUUGUUGCUGCAGCUGAAGAAAAAUCUUUAAGUCAAUCUCUACUUUCACACAUGCCAAUUAUUUUAAGACGUUUAAGUGAUGAACAAGUAGAAGAUCGCUGUUUAGAUUUAUUAAUUUAUUUUCUUAAUGGAACGGAUCCUCAUUUAAAGCAAAAUUCUGUCCGUACAUUACCUCAUAUUGUUGAAUUUAUUCCUAAUAAUUAUUUAAGUAAAAGAUUAAUUCCUACUUUACAAAAUCAAGCCCAAUUCUUUCAAGAGCAAGUUUCUCGGCAAAUAGAUCUACUUGUAGCUAUUGGACAUUUAAGUGAUCGUUGUGAUACUCAAACACUUCAAUAUUUAUUAACUUUGUCUUCAGUUUGCUCAACAUUACAUCCAGCUAUAGUCCAUUCAAAAUCCCGUCUUGUUCAAAGAAUUUUAACUUGUGAUGUUAGCCGCUUUAGUGAUCCUCUUGUUAUUGCCCAUCAUUUACUUAAUCCUUUGGUUCUUGGUUUGGCAUUGCCGGAAAUAUCUCCUGCUCAUUUUGACGAUGUAAUGAGUUCCUCUCGAAUUUUAUUGGAUAUAAUUGAACAACUUCGUUACGAUUCGGAUGAUACUCAACUAAAGGAAAAUAAUUAUCGCCGUCUCUGUAAUCGUCGUGUUUCAAUGUCUUCUAAUCACCUUCCCCGUUUAUUAAUUACUGCGGCAACAAGGCCUUCAAUUGGUGGGGACAGUCGUAAAAUGUCUUUUCUUUCGGCAGAUGGUCGACUUGAAGAGGAUAGGGGUGGGGGUAUUGGAUCGGUAGCAGGCGCUUUAACUGAAAGAAGAGAAUCAAAAGAUUCGAGAUGUUCACUUGAAUCUGAAGUCUCUUUAAGACUUUGUAAGUUUUUUAAAAAUGCUUAAAAUACAGUUAGACAUGAAAAAAAUUUUUGGUGUUGAAAAAUCGUAUCCUACAAGUAGGGGGUAUCUGGGGUAUCACUUGGGCAUCUCUCUCACUCUGUGGCCGACCAAGUUUUAAAAAACGUUAGAGAUGUAUAUAGUAGUUAUGGGUGUAUUUUAUAGUAAGAUUCAACUGUAUAACAGGAAUAGGUUACCCGAUACACGGGCUUUUUUCCGACCUGAGAAAUUUGAAUUCCCAAAACCCGACCCGACUUUUU